AACCACAAACUCCGAAGAAAGUGCUGCGAAUAAAACCAGCUGCCAAGAGGCUUUCUAUCAACUAUGGCGUCGACCUCCAGCAUCUUACCUCUUGCUUUACCUAAAGGAAAGAAAAAGUUUUGCGAGCUAUGUCAUGGCGAGGCGUAUUUUCAAUGCAGCAAGUGUCGAGUCACCUUCUAUUGUAAUGUGGAGCACCAGCAGGCUGACUGGGCGGGAAUCCAUGAAACGAUUUGUCAGCUGCUUGUUCCCAUACGUGCCCCAACAGAUAUUCCCAACCAAGCCGCCCUCAGGGCAAACCAGCUAAAGAAGAUAGAGCUGAUUAGGAUUUGCAGGUUGGAGGCUCAAUGCAAGCUGUUGGAGGGAAAACAUCAAGAGGCACUUCCUGCUGCUCACUGCUGCCUGCAAACAUCCAUUGACGUACAUGGUGUUAGCAGCAUUGAGCUCGUUCCUGCCUAUUUGCUGUUGGCGGAGGCCAACGCUGGCCUGAAUAAUACUGCUGCUGUAGCAAGACACCUUUCAAAGGCUGAGCUCACCGUGGUGAGGAGUCCAGAACCAGGACCUUUCAUCCAACACUGGCUUCAUAGGAGCCUGGGCCAAUUCUGCAUGGCAGCUGGAAAGCUGGAAGCAGCUCUGCAUCACUUUGCAAAUGAUAUAUACUAUGCCACUGAGGAGUAUGGUUUUGACAGCGCCACCACCUCUAAGGGCUACUUUCUAAUGGCUGCCGUGUUUUUCAAACAAAAGAAGUUGACCCUGGUUCACUACUUAUAUUCUAAGGUCGCACAAAGUUGGCACAACCAUCUCAGCGGUCUGUUGAAAACCAACACCAAUGUCCUCCAGAACUCUGCUGUGUCGCCAUAUUCCUCUUAUGAAAAAUCCCGGCUGGUUGAAAUGGAGGAGAUGCUGAGAACCAUGUUGGAAUUUCAACAAAAGGAGUUCAGAAAAAACGCAGUUCAGGCAGCGCUGUUGACCCACUGCCUGGCCAUGUUGUGGCUGCUCAGAGGAGACUUCCAAAAGGCGCUGGGAUUUGGCAGCACAGCCCUGCAGGCCAGCCAGCAGAUAGCAAAACAUGACCUGACAGAAUCCAUCCAAGGGCUGCUGCAGCAGGUGCAGUCUGCAGGCUGAACCACGGCCUGCUUCUGGUUAGACAACACCCCUGCUCUGCCUUUUGGUUCUUCCCUGAGAUCUAUUCCAACGAUGUUUUCAACCUUACAGUUCAUCCACACAGGGAUGGAGAGAGUAGCUGAAAAGUUAAAUAAUAAAACAUUUUAUUAUUCAUCCACUUAUCA
This is a messenger RNA of Cyprinodon tularosa, 1286 nucleotides long. It is a transcript of the gene zmynd12, whose product is annotated as zinc finger, MYND-type containing 12. The coding region runs from base 64 to 1122 and encodes 352 amino acids. The transcript is spliced from 8 exons. Gene Ontology annotation, molecular function: protein binding. Lineage: Eukaryota; Metazoa; Chordata; Actinopteri; Cyprinodontiformes; Cyprinodontidae. The record is from RefSeq and is a predicted model, not a curated record.